Nylanderia fulva is the source of this 563-nucleotide messenger RNA. NCBI's taxonomy places the organism in Eukaryota, Metazoa, Arthropoda, Insecta, Hymenoptera, Formicidae. The record is from RefSeq and is a predicted model, not a curated record.
AAUCGUGUUUUACAAAAAGAAAAAUUGUGCACAACAUCAUCUUCGGGUUUACCGAAAUGGCAACAAUCUCCAAUCGAUAUUAGUCGCGUCAACGUGUGGACUAAUAAAUAUCCUGCAUUGCUUUUGACCAAUUAUUGUUCAAACGUUGGUACAGCAAUGCUUACUAACACCGGCCAAACAGUUAAUCUCGAGCUGACGAAUAGAAAUAUGCCGAUAAUGCGCGGCGGUCCUUUGAAAGAUGAAGAAUUUCAGUUUAUAAACGUACAAUUUCGCUGGGGUCCGUCUAAUUGUCGGGGCGCAGAACAUUCUAUCGACAACAUUUGGUAUUCAAUGGAGGCACAAGUUAUGCAUUGGAAUACGCGUUACGGAUCGAUAGAAAAAUGCUACGAUAAAUCUGAUGGAAUUGCAAUAGUCUCUUAUCUCAUGCAGGUAUAAUAAUGCAGGUAUAAUAGUGCGAAGAUAAAUAAUUAAGUAAAUAUCAAUAUUCUUAUUUUCGAGAUAAAUUGCCGAUCACUCGAUAAUAAUUGUUUUAUUGGGUUAUCGCACUGCAUUUAUAAAAUAUA